This is a messenger RNA of Stegastes partitus (bicolor damselfish), 3762 nucleotides long. It is a transcript of the gene lonrf2, whose product is annotated as LON peptidase N-terminal domain and ring finger 2. Gene Ontology annotation, molecular function: protein binding; ubiquitin protein ligase activity. The coding region runs from base 974 to 3307 and encodes 777 amino acids. Lineage: Eukaryota; Metazoa; Chordata; Actinopteri; Pomacentridae. The record is from RefSeq and is a predicted model, not a curated record. The transcript has 12 exons.
CCCAAAGAAGGAACAACCUUUAGCUGCUGGAGCUAGCUGGCUAACAACCAAGAUGGGGUCCCUCGGCGGCUGUCGCAUUUUUAUUGGGAUUUUCUCGCGUGUUAAUCGAUAGACUUAACAUCCAGAUUCGCUUAAGUAUACGGCUUUUGGAAUACCGGGUCGGAAAGAGUUCGUUUGUGUGGAGUUCAACGGAGCGGCUAGCGGAGUUAGCUCACCAACCUAGCUAGCUCUCUCGGCUUCGGUGCUCCCGGGGUCUCUUACAUAAAAACAACAGACGAUCAGCUGCGGGUUCCCGGAGCAAAAGCGACCAUGUGGGCUCUUGAGUGAGCCACAUCUCAUUUAACCGUGAGCUGUUGACUAUUUUUCACCCUGAACUUGGCAUCUGAUGAGUUUAUAUACUAAUUUAACAAGGAGUUAGCACGAAAUGCAAGUUAAGCUUCUUACUUGCUAAGCUCGAAAGAUUCCACCGAGUAGCGCACGACUCAACAACAUGCCGUAGUGUCUUUUUCUUAUGAUUUCAGAGUAAGUUUGUGUUUUUACGCGAUUGUCAGACUAUUUCCUGGCUGUAAAAAUGGGGAGGGAGGACUCUUGACCAGCCGUGUGUAGAGUUAGUAAACAACGCCGACUUUCAACCUUAGGGAAGAUAAGAGUCGGUGUUUGCAAGGAAAUAACAUCACAUGCAACUUUAUUGCCGGAUAGAUCGCCGUUGACUGUUUGUGUGACACAUCGCGGACUAGCAAUGUUACACAAACGUCCUGUUUUGUCGGGUUUGGAUCCGUGUAGGUCCUAACCUACUUCCAAUGGCCAUCACUGCGCGGCGAUCAGAGGUCUGGUUUGACAUUAAGACUUUCAAAUAUAGUUAGCAAUACUUUAGAGAUAUGAUUUCUGACUGUGGGGAGAUUUGUCUGCUUUCGCCAGACUGUUGAACUCUUUAGUCAUCACAAGUGUUGGGUUUUCCUGCCGGGACAAGAAGAUGGAGACGGGUGUGAGGUCCCACCAGGGCGAGCUGUUCGUCCACCCGCUCUCCAACCCCGGAGCUGCGGGCAUCUGCCCCGAAAUGUUGGAGGUGGCGGAGGAAGCCAACCGGGCCGGAGACUUCAACUUGGCCGUGGAGAUCUACAGUUCUCAACUCUCAGAUCUACAACAACCGGACCGGGGUUUGUGUCUACGAAAGGCCGACUCUCUCGCCCGCGCCGGACGCAUAUCCGAGGCGCUGGAUUCGUACUGCACAGCGGCCAGCAUCGGCAAACUGCGGCCGGAGGAGCUUCCCCUCCUGGUGGAAAACAUCGCCCGGACUCUGCGUGAGAAAGAGCUGGGCAUCCCUGUGACUGUAAACGGCAAAAGCAGCAGCAACGGGGAAGAUGGGAUUCAAAUAAAUGGGGAGUGUGAGGAGGAUGAAGCCCUGGACUUGUUUUCAUGUCGCCUCUGCAAGUGUCUGAUCUAUGAGCCCACAACAGUGGAGUGUGGACACACUUUCUGCAAACGCUGCUUAGAGGACGACUCUGUCAAAGAUUGUAUACACUGCAAACAAAAGCUGAGCAAAAAAGAGAAACUGCCCCAAGGCCUAAGACUAAAUGUUGUUCUCAGCGGCCUGUUGGAUAAACUGUUUGCAACUGAGAGCAGAGCCAGGAAAUACUGGAUCGAAGGAGAGGAUCUGUGGAGGAAACAAAACCUGUCGGAUGCCUUGGAGAAGUACAAUGCAGCCGUGGAUUUAGUGCCCUCUUCAGGCAGACUUCUGCAUCAGCGGGCUGAGUUGCACAUGGAGAUGAGGAGUUUCAGCCAGGCUGUGCAGGAUGCCAGCAGCCUCUGUAAACUAAAACCUCUGUGGACAAAGGCUCACUGUCUGAAAGCUACGGCACUGAGUAAAGUAGGCCGGAACGACGAGGCCUUGCAGGAGUACUUCCUAUGUGUGGCGUUAAAGCCCGACUGGACCAAAGUGAAACUGGAGGCUCAGAAGGUCCUUAGCGAGCUCUUCUCCUCCGUCUUUGAGAAUGAGGACCUGCCAACACCGCUGCACCCUCUGCAGGGAGGGUUGGCCACCCGUCUCAUCAAACCGCCUGCCUUGCUCAGGUCCCUGAGGCCGCUCACACAGAAACCAGGCUCCUCCUCACAGGACUCAGAGUUCAGUGUGACUAAAAGUGCUCCAGUGGACGACUCAUCCUCGAUACUACCUAUCAUAUCUCCUGGUAAAUCGGAACCCGGUUCAGGGGAGGGCAGCACCAAGAGCCUGGCCGAUGUUUUAGCUGCACUGCCAGCACCCCCCGGUGGCCUUAAGAGGAAACACAGCAGCGAUGGAGCUUCAGAAGUCUUCAACCCUCCUUCCAAACUUCUCAAACCUGAUGAGGCGAGCACCUUUAAGACGGCUGCAGUAUGGGGAGGAAGGAUGGUUCCUGCUGAGCUGUUGGACAGCGGAGACAUGGAGUGUUCACUCUGCAUGAGAUUGUUCUAUGAGCCCGUGGCCACGCCCUGCGGACACACCUUCUGCCUCAAAUGCCUGGAGCGCUGCCUGGACCACAACCCCAACUGCCCUCUGUGCAAAGAGAAUCUUUCUGAGUAUCUAGCCACCAGAGGUUACAACAAAACCCUGCUGAUGGAGGAAGUCCUGCAGCGUUACCUAGGAGACGAGCUGGCAGAGAGGAAGAAAAUCCAUGAAGAGGAGAUGAAGGAGCUGUCCAACUUGAACCAGGAAGUGCCCAUCUUUGUGUGCACCAUGGCCUUCCCCACCAUCCCCUGCCCGCUGCACGUAUUCGAGCCACGCUACCGUCUCAUGAUUCGCCGCUCGAUGGAAACCGGUACCAAGCAGUUCGGCAUGUGCAUAGCUGAUGAGCUCAAAGGGUUUGCAGACUAUGGCUGCAUGCUGCAGGUGCGAGAUGUGAAGUUCUUUCCCGACGGUCGUUCGGUGGUCGACACUAUCGGUGUGUCUCGGUUCAAAGUUCUCAGUCAUGGCCAGAGAGAUGGCUACAACACCGCUAAGAUAGAGUACCUGGAAGACAAGAAGGUGGAAGGGGAGGAGCUGGUGGAGCUUCAGAAGCUGCAUGACUCUGUGUAUGAGCAGGCCAACAGCUGGUUCACCUCCCUGAAAGACAACAUGAAGAGUCAGAUACUCAGCCACUUUGGGAAUCUUCCCAGCAAAGACCCGGACCCACAGGCCAGUCCCAGUGGUCCAGCCUGGUGCUGGUGGCUGCUCGCUGUCCUUCCACUGGAGAAUCGAGCCCAGCUCACCAUCCUGGCCAUGACCUCCCUCAAGGACCGCCUCAUUGCCAUCCGAAGGGUCCUCAUCUUCGUCACUCGCAAGAGGCCACGGUGAUAAACCUUCUGCUCGGGAGAACCGCUCUGGCGUCUAUGCACUUCAGAAAUUAGUUCAUUCAUUUGUUCAAUCAUUCAUUUUGUCAGCUGGUCACUCUUUGACGGGUUCAUUCAUUAAUUUAUACAUGUGUUUGCUCGUUCCUUCAUUCAUCUCCUACAUCAGUUCGCUCUCAGAUGCUCAUGAACUCCUUCCUGCAUCAUGCAGCCUUUCUCGAGCACAUGUCAGUUCUGUUGGGAGCGUCAGGUGGGUCGGGAUGGAGGCAUGAGGGGCAUUCCUCUCCUCUGAGUGUUCAUCCAGAACCCCACCCCCUCCACCCCCUCCACCAGCACCAUCAUCACUGAAUGAAUAAUCUCUGAAUGAAUUGAAUCUAAUCUCUGAAAGAGUGACCGCUCACCUCGUGCUCCCAGUCGAAUUUGAAGUAAAACCAGUCAUGCCGAGCUGGGACGCUUUCGUUA